This is a messenger RNA of Papilio polytes (common Mormon), 3964 nucleotides long. RefSeq names its product protein regulator of cytokinesis 1-like. The transcript has 14 exons. The record is from RefSeq and is a predicted model, not a curated record. Lineage: Eukaryota; Metazoa; Arthropoda; Insecta; Lepidoptera; Papilionidae. Gene Ontology annotation, cellular component: cytoplasm; spindle; mitotic spindle midzone. Gene Ontology annotation, molecular function: microtubule binding. Gene Ontology annotation, biological process: mitotic spindle midzone assembly; microtubule cytoskeleton organization. The coding region runs from base 173 to 2407 and encodes 744 amino acids.
GAACAUUAUCGGUUGUAAAGUUUAUGGUUGUUGUUACCGUUUGACAUAGGUAAAUGGCGAUAGUGUUCUUGAAGAGAAAUAUAGUUAUCUUACUUAGUUAUUUUACUUUAUAAUUAAUCUAUAAAGACAGAAAUAUUAUUUGUGUGGUUAAACUUGUUAAAGUUUUGUGAAGAUGGUUGCCAUAACCGAAGAUGUUCGGAAUCUCUUCAAUGAGGUUCUACAGGAAAUAUCACAAAAUAUUUACCAUAUGAUGGAAGAGUUGUGGACCAAUUGGUCACAUUUAGGAGUGGAGAAUGCGAUUAAAAUCAGCAAUAUCACUAAGCUAGUGCAAAUAGAAAAGGAUCUUCAUCGUGAAGUAAUCUUGGAGACUCAGCAAAAAUUCAAAACAAUGCAGAGUCAAAUUGAUAAACUAAAAGAAGAAACUGAGGAACUCAGUAGAUGUCUGUCAGUAGAUAUAACAAUAAUGGACUUUAAAGAGGAUAUGCUGUUGUUUGAUUAUAAGAAAGAACUUGAAAGUCAAAUUGCCGGGUAUAGGGAACAAGUACUGCAACGGCGAAUGAAAAUGGAAAGAUUGCUCGAGUGGCAAAAGGAUAUCGGAGAGAAGCUCGGAACAACUAUCUACGAGUUACAAGAUGUACCAUUACCAUCUGAAGAGGAAUUAGACAAGUUAAAAAAUCACCUGGAGGUGCUACAAACAGAACGAGAUAAAAGAGUAGAAAUAUUCUUAAAUACUCAAGUGGAAAUAAAAGAUAUUAUGGACAAGUUGCAUAUUAAACCACAAAACAAAUUUGAACAAUUAGUGGUCUCAUCACUGUCGGUGGACUUUAAAGUGACGGAUCUUAACAUGGACAGGCUGGCCAAGCUGCAACAGGAUUUGCAGGAUAAAUACCAACAGACAAAUAAUAGAGUAUUAGAGUUGCGGGAGCGUUUAGCGAAACUUUGGGAUUGUCUUGAGGAGGACCGCAUUUACAGAGAGAACUUCUUGCAAGCACAUGUUGGCUGCAAUCCUGAUACUGAAAAUGCUUUGAAGGAAGAGAUAAGAAGAUGUGAUCAAAUUAAAAGGCAAAAAAUACAGGUGUUUGUAGCGAAUGUGAGAACUAAAAUAAAGCUGAUGUGGGACAAUCUGAUGUACUCGCGGACGGAGCGCGAGGAGUUCGUGCAUUACUACCAGGACACCUUCACUGAAGAUGUUCUUACUUUACACGAGUUAUAUUUGGAAAAACUUACUAAACAUUAUAAUGAGCAAAGGGAAAUCUUGGAUCUUGUGGCGACGCGCAAGAACCUGUGGUGCAAGAUGACGGAGCUGGAGGCGCGCGCCACCGAGCCCGGCCGCUACCACAACCGCGGCGGACAACUCCUCAAGGAGGAGAAGGAGAGGAAGGCCAUCGCCAGCAAUCUUCCUAAGAUCGAAGCUCAGAUACGAGAGCUGGUGACAGCAUAUCAAGAAAGAACUGGAAACACUUUCACAGUGGACGGUAAGCCUCUGCUGCAGCUGAUGCUGGACGAUUGGGAAGACAGGAAAGCAGAGCGGCACAACAAGGUGUCUGCGCGCAAGCAGGCGCUGACGCCGAGCACGCCGCUGCUGCGCUCGCUGGCCACCUCGCCGCUCGGCAAGCGCAACCGCACCGCCGCGGGCCUCACCUCCACCGCGGACAAGAACAGAUUGCCAGUGAAGCGUCAGCUGGUGACGGGCAGCGCUAACAAGGCGGUCUCGAACGCGCACAACAUUUCUGCUUUAAAGAGAACUGCUAUGUCCACCAUUAAAAGGCGUAUAAGUGGCCGACUGGUAGCCAAAGCGGGCGGAGACUCGAAGACCAGUCAAGUGAAGAGAAUGCUGGACUACGGCGUUGACUCCAAAACACCUAAAAUCGCCAUCAACAGUAAUAUACUGAAACACAAACGAACGUCUCACGGCCGCCGCAGCAAUGGCGGCAGAUCCAACAUUAGCUCGCAGGAGGAAGAUAACACCCUCAACAAAGUGAAGAACCCGCUCUCUGAAACUACACUGCUUACUACGUACACCGAUUUUAAGGAAUGUAUUGAUGAAAACAAAAUCAGUCGUAGUUCAAUGGCGGUGAGAGAUCAAGAAGCGAUACCUAACAUACGUCUAGAUGUGUUCGACACGCCGAAGAGGACUCCACGAAGAGCAAUUCAAACUCCCAAGACGGAGAAAGAAAAUAUUUACCACCCUAACAAGGUUUCUAACAUGAUGUACACACCGCAACGACUAACACGAUCAAAAUCCAUCUCCAAGUUAAACAAUGAUGGGUUUGCAACUCCCCAGCCGUUAGCAAAGAGACAAAAUCCUGUUACACCUUUAUCAGCGAAAAACACACCUAAUAAUGUAAGAAGGUCAAAGUCACAAACGCAUUUGGCGCGAGCGAAAGAUCUACCUCCGAUAUUGUAACUCGUAAGACUCGAAAUAUAGGGUUUCAGAGAAAAAUCACAAAACAUCCUGAAGGUACAGGGGCUAAAAUAAGCUACACGUGACAUUUCUGACUGAGGACGUAAAUUUAUUUAAAAAAUUCAGCAUACAAAAAACACGAUUUUAGAUGUAGUCUAAAACCACAGGAACUAGGGGUAAAAACUUGCUAAAGACAAUGGACAACGUCUAAGCUAUGGCUGGACUAUAGCUACAGGGUGUUAAAGCAUUCAGAUAUAUUACCUUUUUUUAUUUUAUUAAAGGAAACCAACAAACGGUACGAGUUUUUAAAAAUAGCAUAGUAAUCUAUAGAUAUCUGCAUUUGCAGAUCUGUUGCCUAUCUUUAAUUGAGAGAAGGAUACACAGACAAUUUCUAACAUAUGCUGUUAUUUAUUUUCAAAGAUAAGGGAUAGAAAAAGUAUUAUUUUUCAAGUGAUUUCUAUAUCUGAUACUUUCACAAGUUUCUAAAACAUACUGCAUUUGCAAUCGUUAGUGACCCCCUGAAUUUUCUAUUGGUGUUCGUUGUAAUAAAUAAUUUUUAGCAACAAAUGUAUGGUUGAAUUAUUUUAAACGAGAAAUUAUAUCUUCAUAUCUUCCGGCAUGCAUUUAUUGUCUAUGGAUUUAUUUAAGAAAGUUCCUGUGUUUGAAUUUACGAUACAAACAUGUUUGUUUUUAAUAAAUCUUAUGUUAUAAAGGUAAAAAUUGUAGAUAUGUUGGUUAUAAUUUCUCAUUUUCAAAGAAUUCAACUUUAUACAAGAAGUUGUAAAAAUUUACCGCUAAUCUAAGAUGAGAUUAUUUCGUUUUUAAUAUUUGUACAUAACUGCAGAGGUUUUGAACUAAUUUAACGCUACUAAAUAUAUGUUUUUAAUUUUGUGCUGGAUAAUUAUUAUUUUUUAUGUUUUAACUGCCUAAAAAGAAAAUGUUUACGACUUCUUAUCAAUAUAGAAAUAAUCGUUUGAGGAAUUUAUUUCUUCUUUCUUGUAAUCCGUUUCAAUGUUUGUAAAGACUUAGUAUUAAUGCAUUUUUGUUUAAGAGAACUUUUAUACGUUCUCUGUUUUAAAAUAAGUUUUCUUUGAAAUCAUGAAUAUUGAUCCACAUUAAUUACCUUUCGUUUGACAAAAUAGUUAGGUCUUCAUAAAAACUUUUCUUUUUCAACAAAUUUAUUUGUACUUUUCUAACCCACCUUUUUAUGUUGUAUAUCAAUAAUUUUAGUUUUAUUAAGUAUGUUGACUUUAUAUUUUGACACAUUUUUAGUUUAGUUUUCAUUUAUUUUUUAGUUUUAGAUAUGUUUUGUAAAUAGUUAAGGCAGCUUUGUGUGCACUAGUACUUAAUAUUCGAUCAGUAUUUAAUUGAUAAAAUUUCGACUAAAGCAAAAUUUGAAGCCGUUGUGGAUUUUUUUUAAACUUAUAGUUUUGGAUAAAUAUAUAUGGUUAAGUUUAUACUGAAAAUUAUAAUGUGUGUUUUUUAUUUAAACAAAUUAAGUGUUUUAGUGCAACAAUUGUAUUUUAAAGAGAUAUAAUCUUAUUAGCUAUAAUUUUAGGU